Molecule: messenger RNA, 372 nt
Organism: Colletotrichum phormii
Lineage: Eukaryota; Fungi; Ascomycota; Sordariomycetes; Glomerellales; Glomerellaceae
Exons: 3
Coding region: 1-321 (106 amino acids)
Source: RefSeq, a predicted model, not a curated record
AUGUCGACAGUUUUUCAAGUCACUGUUCACGUUGCGCCACAGGAUGUCUCGAGAUUUCUGCGAGCUGCUGAGCCGACAAUUGAGAAGAUGAAAAGAGAGUCCGAGUUGAUGUACUUUGAGAUGUAUCAAGUUCAUGACUCUCCGGGUACGAUUACGUGGAUUGAGAAAUGGUCGGAGCCAGUGGACUGGAUAAUGAAGCACCAAAUGACGAAGGACUACUACAAUGAUUAUUUUGACGCUACCGAGCCGUUUUACGUAGCACCUCGUGAACUGAGAAUUUUGAGCUCUCUUGGACCUCGUCAUACAUAUCAGAAGUCAUAACGCAGGCUGGGAGCGAUUUGAAGUAGUCUGUAGGCGGAGUUAAGGGUAAAU